AUGGAGGAGGACCGUGCCAUUUCCGAUCUGGGGCCAGAUGUGGUUGUUGAUGGAGAUGUCGAGGCCGAGGCCGUUCCGAAAGUUCCCAAACGACGAUUCAUAGGGAGGAAAGCUGCCGAUGCCAAAGCUGCAGCCAGAGCGGAGGCAAAUGGCAAUAAUGCCACGAUCGAGGAGAGUGGUGCCGUGCAGGUCGCCCCUCGAAGACGACCCGCCCGAGCACUGAACAACGUUCCCGACUCGAUCCUCCACGACCCGGAAAUCAACCACGCCAUCUCCCUCCUCCCCUCCAACUACAACUUUGAAAUCCACAAGACAAUUCACCGUAUCCGCACCUCAAAUGCCACCAAAAUCGCCCUACAAAUGCCCGAGGGUCUCCUCCUCUUCGCCACCACCAUCUCCGACAUCCUCACCACCUUCUGCCCCAACACCUCCACCCUCAUCAUGGGCGACGUGACCUACGGCGCCUGCUGCAUCGACGACUACACUGCUCGGGCCCUCGGCUGCGACCUCCUUAUCCACUACGCCCACUCCUGCCUAAUUCCAGUCAACGUCACCAAAAUUCAAACCCUCUACGUCUUCGUGGACAUUCAAAUCGACGUACCACAUCUCCUUGCCACCAUCUCCCGCAACUUCCCAACAGGAAAGACCAUCGCAAUGGUCGGCACCAUUCAAUUCAACGCCACACUACACGGCACGGCAACCCAACUCCGCUCCGCCGGCUACAACAUCCUCAUACCACAGAUCACACCUCUGUCUAAAGGCGAAAUCCUCGGCUGCACUUCACCCCAUCUUUCCAAAGACCAAUCCAUCGACUGCAUCCUCUAUCUAGGCGAUGGACGUUUCCACCUCGAAUCUGCCAUGAUCCACAACCCUCACCUCCCGGCAUAUCGCUACGAUCCUUACUCUCGUCGUCUCACUCACGAAACUUACGAUCACGACACUCUUCUCCACGACCGCUCUCUUGCUUUGACACAAGCCCGGAAAGCGAAGAAGUGGGGUCUCAUUCUUGGCUCACUCGGGCGGCAGGGAAACCCACAUACUAUGUCUCUCAUCGAAUCACAUCUGCGGGAUAGAGGAAUAACAUGGGUCAAUUUAUUACUGAGCGAAAUCUUCCCGGGCAAAUUGGCGAUGAUGAAUGAUGUCGAGUGCUGGGUGCAAGUCGCGUGUCCGCGGCUGAGUAUCGAUUGGGGGUAUGCAUUCCCUAGACCAUUGUUGACGCCGCAUGAGGCGUUGGUUGCGUUGGGAGUGAAGAAGUCAUGGGAGGUAGAGAAAACGAAGGUGGGAGAGACGGGAGAGAAGGGCGUGUAUCCGAUGGACUUUUAUGGGAGGGAGGGAUUGGCGAGGGUGAAGGAGGAGGAUGUGCCGAAACGGAGAGAAAUAGGCGCGAAGGUGGUGGAGGCCGUUGCGUGAGAGCACACAAGCAUCAUAAGCUACAUAUUU
Zymoseptoria tritici IPO323 is the source of this 1440-nucleotide messenger RNA. RefSeq lists its product as uncharacterized. Lineage: Eukaryota; Fungi; Ascomycota; Dothideomycetes; Mycosphaerellales; Mycosphaerellaceae. Gene Ontology annotation, molecular function: 2-(3-amino-3-carboxypropyl)histidine synthase activity. The coding region runs from base 1 to 1410 and encodes 469 amino acids. Gene Ontology annotation, biological process: protein histidyl modification to diphthamide. The transcript has 2 exons. The record is from RefSeq and is a predicted model, not a curated record.